Molecule: messenger RNA, 3162 nt
Organism: Schistosoma bovis
Lineage: Eukaryota; Metazoa; Platyhelminthes; Trematoda; Strigeidida; Schistosomatidae
Source: the annotation of a GenBank genome assembly
GCUGUAGGAAUGUGGCACUUUUAAAAGUUCUACUAAUUUUCGCCUUUACACUCCGCUUUCUCUCAGUCAGCUACCAUGGCAACAGACGAAGACUUAUCAUAUUCUGACGAUGCAUUUGAAGGGGAAGACAAAGAAGAUACAGAUAUGCUAAACUCAGCAGAAACUUACAACGACUACCAUCAACAAAUACUUUUUUAUCGCAAUUUUGACUCAGUUUCAGGACGAAGUCUUCAAAGACCUAAAACAAGAAGAAGACGAUGGACUCAGCGAGACAUGACAAACGCGUACAACGCAGUCAAGUAUCAGGGAAUGUCGCUUCGUGGAGCUGCGACAGCCUUUAAUGUUCCCGAAUCUACUCUUCGUGACAGAGUUCAUGGAAGAGUCAGUUUAGAAUGCUCUCGACCAGGCCCCCCAACAUUUUUCACCUAUGAAGAGGAAAAGAAGAUGGUGGAUCAUAUCUUAUUCAUGAGUAAAAUCGGUUACCCAUAUACCCGAAAUCAAGUAGUCGAACUGGCUGGAGACAUGACUAAAGCGGUCGGGCGGAUCGCUCCAUUUAAAUACCUUAAUCCAAGUCAGGCCUGGUUUUAUGCUUUUCUUAAUCGAUGGCCAGACCUAAAAAAUUUCUUGUUCGGACCUCGAAGUAAUCGGAAAUCUAAGGGAGUUUCAGGUGAUUCUAUACAAUCCUAUUUUGAACAGCUCGAAAAGGUUCUAAAUAAAUAUGGUAUCAAAGACAAGGCCGAACAUUUUUGGAUUGUUGACGAAGUAAGCAUAAGCUGCGAGAACCAACCCCCACGUAUUCUUCCCAUUAGUAUACAACGAGCUCAAUCUGUUAGCUAUUGGAAUCCGACUGUUGCAAUGCUUGGAGCUGCUAACGGUGUUGGUGAAAAAAUCCCUCCUUUCCUUAUUUAUCGAGGUGAUGGGAUAACAUCAUCUAUGAUGGAAGGAUCCGUACGAGGGACUAAAUUUUCAUAUUCAGCUUCCGGUUGGGUUAAUUCUGAUGCUUUUAUUCAAUGGUUUCUUAAACAUUUCCGUGUAUUAGUAUCUGUUCGACCGCUUAUAUUAUUUUACGACGGUCAUUUACAAUUUGUUAGUGUACGUGUCUUAGAACGCGCUCGUGAAGACGGCGUUUUCCUGUUUCCACUCCCUCCCCAUCCAGCUUAUAAUCAUUGCGUAGAAAAUACAUGUUUCUGGGCAUUUCAGGGUUAUUUCAAAAAACGUUUGGAUCGCUUUUUUGAACAAAAUCCUAACCAACCACUUUUACGUAAUAACGCUUCACCUAUAUUGACUCAUGCUUAUGAAAAAGCUUUACAACCGAAUAAUAUGAUUAGUUUGUUUGAAAGAUUGGGAAUUUGCCCAUUUAACAAUUUAUCCUCAUCAAUUGGCGCCUAUUUGAACAUGCAGACAGAAGAUUAUGAACAAAAUAGUUUGGCUGUAGAAAAUGUGGAUCCAUAUUUAGUUAAUGAAAUGGCGAAUCCUUAUAACCAGUGGUCUAAACUAGGAUGUGCAUCAAACUACCUCAAUUAUGUUAAUCCAAAUGGAGAUUCAAAAGACCAUGCAAUCAAUUCCUCGAAUGAUUCGCAUCAUCCAGUUGCAGCUGUCACUAAACUAGCUACCUAUGUAACUGAUAAUACUGAAAAUCCCUUAACUUCCAAUUCCACUGUGGUGAAUUCCAAACCGACUGCAACUGUUCUUACUUCCCAUGAAAACACAUUUAAAACUCAACAUACUGUUUUAACACAGUUUUCUUCUUCAGGGCGAUCAGUUACUAUACGUUUGCAUGGUCCUGCAGCAAAUGCUAUUCAACCUGUUUCUUUGCAUGAAGAAUUUUCAUUUCAUCAGACCAAAGAUCCUCCGUCAUUUGACGUUUUAGCUAGUUCAGAUGUGGAUAUUUCGCAUGAAGAAGAAGUUGACUGUGAAGUUUCUAAUUCUCAAUUAAUACAAAGUGAAACAUCUGGUCACACUAGUCAGUAUUUACAGGUAUCUGAAACAGAAAGUGGUCAUGGUCCCGUGAACGGUGGAGUUAUUGAAAGUAUUGAUGGAGUGGAAGAUGGUGAAGCACUCGACUUUUGUGUUGUUUGUGGUCAGUUAGAACCUCCAGAGUUAUCUUGUCAACCAAUUUCUGAUCAGGCUAAUGCUGAUGAUUUACAGGUUAUUGAUUGGGCACAUUGUGAUUAUUGUAACCGUUGGGUGCAUCUUAAUGGCUGUUGUAGUGAGGGUGCUGUAAUAGGAAAUAAUUCAUUUAUGUGUGUUGUUUGUCGGAACGAUAGUACAACAACGGUGGGAAGUGUAAGAAAUCUUCAACAAGAAAUAGUGCUGACCAAAACUGACAGUGGGGAGCAAGAACAAUCGAUGGAUGUUAAAGUUUAGAUGUACAAAAAUAUUGUUUUUAUUCUCUUUUUUAUUGUCUUCCAUUGAGGUAAUUGUGUAUCAUGUACAUAGAGACUGAUACAAAAUAUUUUUGUAACGAACCAGGGAAGUUUUUACAUUCCAAGUUGUAUUUUUGUUUAGUUUCAUUGCACAAGUUGCUUAUGUUCUGUUUGUUUUUAUUCUUUACAUGAGAUAAACCUCAUGAAAACCUUUUAUACUAUACUAUAUAACUGACAAAUUAACUGUUGUUUAAAGCUUUCGUGCCCAGUAAACAAUUCGUUUGUAUGUUUGUAGAAAUAUUUUUAUCAUCCUUUGAACACAAAGUUGAGUUUACCCUCUAAUUCACGUAAUAGUUUAUGUUCAUUGUGUAAAUGAUCCUCUUAAUAAUCUACUUCUUAUCCAUUGCCUUUCCCUCCAACUGUGGCUGUGCCAAUUGAAUUUGUAGAUAGAUAAAAUUGUGAUUUUCUUAUUAGAAAAUAUAAUAUAAAGCGCUGACAGUUUAUAAAUAUUUCUUAUUUCUUUCGUUUGAUAUAUUUUAAAAUGCAAAUUGUACUUUACUAUUUCUUUAAAGACCUAUUCAGUUUACAUGGUAAGGAAACGAAGGGGGAAGAUUGGUUCUUGUAUAUUUUACAAGUUUUUAAGUAUAAUAUAUGUAUAUUAGGUUAUUUCCUGAGUAUUAUUAACAAGUGUUUUAAAUAGUAAUGUGUAGAUAAAAUUGGUUCCCUUCGUUGCUGUAUAUUGAAUGUCUACGUUUGUGUACAAUAGGUAUUUGAACUCUAUAAAUAGGCUUCCUUG